CAUUAAAAAUAAUUUUUAGUUCGACAAAAAAAAAUGAUAACAUCUAUCAAAAUUUUAAUAGUAUUAUUUUCUAGUGUGUAAAAAAUAAAAAAUAAAUAAGAAAUAAAUAAAAAAUAAAUAAAAAUAAAGCAAUAGUAUUCUUAAUUCCAGAACUUGAGAACUUCCCAAUUUCCCCAUCUUCUCUUUUCUACUUAUCUCUCACGAAUUCAAUUUUUUCUCUUUAAAUUUUUUCCGCACCUCUCUCUCCUCCAUUGAAGCGUACUCUGAGUUCCCCAUUGAACCGGCUUCUGAGUUUUCUCUCCUCUAUUGAAGCGGCUUCUUUCUGUGAGGGAUGGAGGAACAGUUCAUUUUGAGAGUUCCGCCUUCCAUUGCUGAACAAAUUGAACAACUUUUGAAUGAAGAUCCUUCUUCCUCUGAGGAUAAGUCGUUGGAUUUGUCUUUCACAGAGGAUGGAAGGAGUGGUACUUUUAUGAUUGGAGAUGAACGAUUUCCUGCCUCUUUGCUGGAUCUCCCAUGUGUCACGGAGUCAUACAAAACUUAUGAUGAUAGCGUGCUGAUCAAAACUGCAGACAUUGGUCAAAUGAUCUUGGUGAGAGAAGGGAAUGACAAUCCGCCUGAUACUGUGGAGUAUAGACAUGGCCUUACCCCUCCAAUGAGGGAUGCUCGACGUCGCAGAUUUCGUAGGGAACCAGAUCUAAAUCCAGAGGUUGUUCAGCGCGUGGAGAAUGAUCUUUGCAACAUUAUGCGAAGCAGAGGUCCUGAAGCAUCUGUCCAGGAUGAAGAUGCUGAUGAAAAUGUACGCAAUGCUAGCAAGAAACCUGCUCCUACUCCUCAAACCAAGCCUGAUACACCAGAUCCUGCUAACAAUGCUGGCGAGGCUGAAGGAAGUGACUCAGAUGAGUCUGAUGAGUCGAGUUAGUGAAAACCUGCAUAAUAUGCAAGCUUGCAGGUUCUUAGAUUGUUUGGCUACUCUCCCACCCACCAAAUAUUAGGAUUUUUAUGUACUGUUGUGUAUACUGUAAGUUAUAAGUGAGCCAAAUGUAUGUUCAUGAUCUCUCUAUCUGAUUGUAUGGAUAUUAUGGCUAAAUUCCAGUUUUAAAUAUUCUAUAUUCUCCCCAAAAAAAA
Messenger RNA from Chenopodium quinoa (quinoa), 1125 nucleotides. Its product is annotated as transcription initiation factor TFIID subunit 7-like. The record is from RefSeq and is a predicted model, not a curated record. Gene Ontology annotation, biological process: transcription initiation at RNA polymerase II promoter; RNA polymerase II preinitiation complex assembly. Gene Ontology annotation, molecular function: RNA polymerase II general transcription initiation factor activity. Bases 332 to 919 code for a protein of 195 amino acids. The transcript has 6 exons. NCBI's taxonomy places the organism in Eukaryota, Viridiplantae, Streptophyta, Magnoliopsida, Caryophyllales, Amaranthaceae. Gene Ontology annotation, cellular component: transcription factor TFIID complex.